CCGCUAUUCGUAAUCCGACACGCAUAGAGGAAAGAAAGGGCAGUACAUUAAGGAGGUGUCCGGUAGAGGCACGUGACGUAGGGACAGCCGGAUGUGUUCCUUGGCGCCCCCUUUGCUGUAAAACUUGGGUUCCCACCGAUCUAAAGAAUACAUUCAUCCGGCAUAACUUUGGGAACGAACCAUAUUCCUGCUUCACCAAUCGCCUUGAAGCCGUGACUUGGUACGUUGCAAACGCCAAUAGCUUCAAACGACUGCUUCCAGGCUGAUCAAGUUAAAGGCAUCGAUGGGGCCCACGAUCUCUACGAGGCUGUUAUUGGGGCCACUGUGGCCACACUGCUGAUGCAUCCCGUCGAUGUGGCUCGUGUCCGCAUGGCUGUCCAAGGGGAGAUGUGGCGUCAAGGUCACUACACUCCACUUUACAGAUCAACUCUGCAGUCUGUGUGGCUGGUGGCUCGCUAUGAUGGCAUCAGCGGCCUUUAUAGAGGUUACCUCCCAGGGCUUUUCUAUCGACAAGUCACGCAUGGCAUUCGUCUCGGCAUGUUUCAGCUAUUUGAGGAUAUGGGCCUGACUCUUGACGAAAAUCUUGAACCAAGCUGGAGAAAGAGCGCAGUGUCUGGUGCAAUCUGUGGUGGAGCAGGAGCCUUCAUGGGAAGUCCCCUUCAGCUGAUCAAAUGUAAGCUACAGAUAAGGUCCUCUCCUGCUAUCGCGGUUGGACACCAACAUGGCCUUAAGACGUCGUGGCAAGUCUUCACUGUGAUGUACAGCCUGUACGGCAUACGACGCGGAAUUUGGCGAGCAGCAACGAGCAAUGUUCUCCGCCUUUCCAUCGGAUCUGCCGUCCAAAUGGCUGCCAUGAUCAAGUACAAAGCUGUCUUCAGAGUUCCCAACGGUGAUGCUAGGGAUGAGCUGAUCACCGUCGUGACCGCAUCAGUGGCGUCCAGCGCCACAAGCGCCCCUGUUAUCUCAGCGUUAGACAUGAUCAAGUCCAGGAUGUACCUGCAGCCAGUCGACAACCGUGGCCGCGGUGUGUAUUACGACGGCAUUCUGAACUGCGCUCGAAAAAUCUACAGCCUGGACGGCAUGCUGGGCUUUCUACGAGGCUGGAAUGUCGCUUUCACCUACACACUUCUCUACUCGUCCAUAACGCUCGUGUCAUGGGAAGAGAUGAAGAAGCUCCGCAAGCAUCCCACUCACCGUCGCAUGAGCCUCGAGACGUAUAUGUAUUAUUGA
Ornithodoros turicata is the source of this 1230-nucleotide messenger RNA. RefSeq names its product solute carrier family 25 member 35-like. The record is from RefSeq and is a predicted model, not a curated record. Lineage: Eukaryota; Metazoa; Arthropoda; Arachnida; Ixodida; Argasidae. The transcript is spliced from 3 exons. The coding region runs from base 340 to 1230 and encodes 296 amino acids.